AUGAAUUUUAAUAAUUUAAAUAACGAAAACUCACUUUAUUAUAUUUCAAAUACUAAAUACUUAGAGAUUGCUUCUUCUGUUAAUGAAUCCUCUCAAAUGCUCUUUCAAGAUAAUGAUGCUGAUUAUGACUUUCCACCAACAAAUAAUAUAGAAUUUUUAAAUCAAGAUGAUUCAAAUGAUAGUGAACUUGAAAUUGACUGUGAAUCUACUCACCCAUAUAUUAAAUUAUUAAGAAAUUACCAAAAUCAAAUCUUUUCUCAAUGUACAAGUUUUGUAGUAAAUUUAAAUAAUAAUAAUAAUAAUAAUAAUAAUAAUAAUAAUAAUAAUAAUAAUAAUAAUAAUAAUCCAAAACCAUUUAAUGAAAUUUUAUUAAAAAUUGAAUCAACAAUAUCACAUUAUGAAAAAGAGAAUGAAAUUUUACUUCAAAUUAAUAAUAAUUAUUUCCAAUUAUUUUUAGAUAAUAUUACAAUUGCAAGUCAAAAUAAUAGAAAAAUUAAAAGAAUGGAAUCACUUUUAAAUGAAUUCAAAGGUGUUUGUAUUCAAAUGCAAAGUAUUUCAAAUCAAUCAAAUUAUUUAAAUAAAAAAAUAUAA
Dictyostelium discoideum AX4 is the source of this 591-nucleotide messenger RNA. RefSeq lists its product as hypothetical. The record is from RefSeq and is a predicted model, not a curated record. The transcript has a single exon. Bases 1 to 591 code for a protein of 196 amino acids. NCBI's taxonomy places the organism in Eukaryota, Evosea, Eumycetozoa, Dictyosteliales, Dictyosteliaceae.